AUGAGCUCAGACGAGAAGAACGACACCACUCGAGCAACGCCUGCCAACGACGCCGCUUUAGUGGCAAACGACGUCAACGUCGACGAGAUGGUGUCGCACUUGACGGAACGAGUGCGCGAGAUCAGCACUCGCGACGACGACGACGACGAGAGGAAUAAAGAAGGAGACGAUGAUGAUGAUGAUGCGAAGAAAGUCGACCUCCAAUCCGACAAUUCGAAUACCGCGAAGAACGAGGAAGAGGAAACGACGAAUUUCGAGGAGGAAGAGGAACAGAAAAAAGACGUUGGCGAUUCAAAACGCACGAUCUUUAUCGGUGGGAUCCCGCCGUACGAAAUCGACGAGGAACGAGUCACUCGGUUUUUUAAGAACGAACACGAGGAAGAGGUGACGACGAAGUUAAUCCCGGACCUGAGGAAAGGAUGCCACAAAGGCUACGGGUUUGUGAAAUUUAAAACCCAGGAAUCCGCGGAGCGAUUUUUGGAACGAGGGAAAGUGGAGAUCGACGGGAAGACGAUCGACGUGAAAGCGGCGAAUAAAGAUUCGCCGAGGUACGAUCCGAAUCACGUGAAUAGUCAUAAUAAUAACAACAAUAACGUGAUGAUGAUGAUGAUGAACGCGGGCGGGAACGGCUUUUAUAACAACAACCAUCAAUAUCAGAGAGGCGUCGGCGGCGGUUUUACGCAACAAGGCUAUCCGAACCAGAUGAUGAUGGGAGGCGGAGGAGGAGGCGGACGAGGAUUCAUGGGAGGUGGAGGAAGAGGCGAUUUUGGUGGCUUUCAUGGUGGAAGAGGUGGGAGAGGAGGGAGACACGCGAACCAUUACGGCCAAACGCACGGGUAUCAUCAACCGAACAUCGUCAUGGGCCCGGACGGGAACAUGAUGGUCGUGGAUCCGUAUUUUAAUCCAAACAACAUGGGCACAGGUGGUGUUGGUGCGAACCAAGGGAUGUUUGGACAACCGAGACCGAGACGAUUCUCUGGUGGCCGAGGCGGAGGGUUCAUGGGCCAAAGAAGAGGCACGUACCCGGCCCAAUUCAAUCAAUCUGGGAACGUGAACGGAUUAAACGGCGACGGCGUGAACGGUCCGUCACAAUCCGACGGGAACGAUGGGAUCGUGAAUAACCCGGACGAAGAAGAUUCUGACGACGCGAACGGAAAUGCGAAGAACGUAGCCGCGAUUGGUGGUAAUAACGAAACCAUUCCUUUGUUGGACGAAAAUGGAUUUCCGUUACCUGCGGAAGAGCAAGGAAGCGAACAAGACCGCGGGGUUGGAGGCGCGUCGCCGUCGACAUCAUCCAGGCGGUAUAAUAAUAAUAACAAUAACAUGGGAGGCAUGGGAGGUGGAUACCCGCAAUACUCCUCGCAAGUGUUCGUCGGCGGCUUGCCGAAAACCGCUACGGAGGAGGAAGUUGGAUGGUUCUUUUCGCAAUACGGUCCAGUCGCUCGAGUGCGUUUGAUUUACGAUAAAGAAACCGGCGCAUCCAAACGAUACGGGUUCGUUGAGUUUGCACACCCAGAGAUUGCCGCUGCGGUAAAAGAUUUACGCAACUUACAGUUUCAAAACCGAACGAUUGAUGUAAACUACGCGUCUCGACACAUAUCUCAGAUGAGUUACGGCAUGCCGCCGAGAGGCUCGCGGCAUCAUCAACAUCAGCAACAGGCGAUGAUGCAACAAAUGAUGGCGGCAGGGGGGAUGCCUCCUCAGUUUGAUGCGAUGGGUAAUCCAAUCAUGUACGCACCGAACGGAAUGAUGAUUCCGCCUCCUCAUUUUGCCGCCAUGCAGCAGCAAAACGAAGGGGGGUUAAUCGGCGGAGAAAACAUGAAAUCGGGAGACGAUGGGAACACUAGCAUUAGCAACAUUGGAGGGGUGGAUAUGAGUAGUUUGAACGCAAAUAUGAACGCAGGGGGUAUGUCGGGAGGAGCUAGUCUAGACGGGAAAGAGUAUCCGAAUAUGUACGGUGCGCCGUAUGGGAUGGGUUUCCCUCCCGGAAACGCGGCCAUGUUCGGACAACCCGGAAUGAUGGGGCCGGACGGUAUGGAUCCGAGCGGAAUGAUUCCGAUACCGCAGCAUCACGGACAACAGCAGCAACAAGAUUUUAGCCAACCACUUCCACCGACUGGAAUGAGUGAAAGCGUUGUUCCUGAUGAGUGA
Molecule: messenger RNA, 2151 nt
Organism: Bathycoccus prasinos
Lineage: Eukaryota; Viridiplantae; Chlorophyta; Mamiellophyceae; Mamiellales; Bathycoccaceae
Product: RNA-binding protein
Exons: 1
Coding region: 1-2151 (716 amino acids)
Molecular function (GO): mRNA binding
Source: RefSeq, a predicted model, not a curated record